GACCAGGAAGCUACUGAGCGCCUACACUGUUCUUGCUCACAAUUCACAGAGAAAAUGUUCUUCAGGGGAGGAAUCUGGUUUUGGUUAUGUAUCAGAACAGGUGUCAUUCUAGGAAAUGAGCUAAAUAUCCCAGAGCAACACGGUAAAAAUCAUUGUUAUCAACUUAACAGGUUUCACUGCAGCUACGAGGAAGCAAAAAAUCACUGUCGUGUCCGGGGACACCUUGCUUACACUUGGAACCUGGAAGUCCAGAAUCUUCUCUGGGACUCUCGAGGGAGUAAGUGGUGGAUUGGGCAAAAUCUAAAGCACCUGGGAAAACAUCAAGAAAAAAACAAUCCAGGUAUGGUGGAUCCCCGGCCCCUGGAGCCGCCCAGCUGCAUUUACAUGUUCAGAAACUCCAACUGGAUCUCAUCAAAAGUGGACUUGUGCCCCCUGGAACAUUCUUUCAUUUGCCAGGCUGCCAUUCGGUACUUGGACUUCAGAGGGAAGGCCACAAAAGCAAAGGAGGCAAACAGAAUAUUGGUGGAGGAAGAUGAGAAGUGCAAGAUCCUGUGUCUUCCCAUCAGCUCAUUUCCUUCAACACUCCCCACAGUCACACGGCGGGUCAUGGCAGUGACCUCAGCGCCUACCGGCCAGCCUCUCCCUGACACGCUGGCGCUCACCAGACCGGAGCUUGAAACACAGUCCAGGCAAGCUGUGGUCAAGGUGACCUCAUGCCGCAGAGGGGACUCCCAGGCAGAGGUGUUCACCACUAACCCACAGACUUCAUUUCAGGACGCAUCUGAUCAGAAUAGCUGUGUGAGGAAGGGGCCCAGUUCGCUCUCUACCUCUGAGCAGAACCAUACCUCAGAGGACCUGACGGACCAGCGUCUAUACAAGAAAGCAGGGAAAAUGAGCAAAGUGAUUUAUGGUCUGCAAACUCACAGCAAAGUACAGACAGCUUGUGAGAUGCUCCAGAAACUGAUAGCCUUUCUCCCAGGAAUUUCUAAGUCAGCUCAGGUCAGUGUCCUCAGUCCACUUGGUGACCCGAAUAGGCAGUUACCAGGGAGCGCAUAUGAGAGCAACAGCAGUCUGGGCUUCGAAAACCCCGUGACUGUCUGCCUCAUUCACUCCCUCGACGAUGUCGUGGAAGCUGGUGAAGCCAGUCUGCAAAGAUCCAAGAAUGACAUUGAGCAGGUAGAAAAUACGCUGCAAAUGGCCUUGCUGGCCCUUGGAAAGAUCCAAGAAGUAUUUCUACAGCAGAACCGGGUUUCUGAGUCUUUAGUGACUAUGACCUCUUCCAUUGCUACUCUGAUGCUGAGCAGCCAAAACAUGUCAACAUGGCCUUUGAGCUCCUACAGUCUCUGGUCCCCAGCACCUGUGAGGUUAGUCUUUCCAUCAGCCUCAGCUUUGCAAGAGCUCUUGAACAGACACCCAGGAGUCAAUGUCCAAGUGAUAACAGGACUAGCUUUCAAUCCCUUCAGGGAUUUUGAUGACGAGAACAUUGUUGGAAGCAUCGGGAGUGUGUUGCUAAGCUCUAAUCAUAAAUUGUUCCAAGUUGAUGACUUAAUGGAAGAUAUCGAGAUCAUGCUGUGGAGAAAUGUUAGCAUGGAAAUCCAUCGCACCAGCCUCAGUGUGAGCUCAGAUCAUUUUAUUAUUAUAGUGAACAUCACUUUCCUGGAGAAAUCCCUGAUCGUAUGCAUAGAACCUGGAAGUCGCCUUUUAAUGACUUACCUGGGGUUCCAGUAACAGCUGAACCACACCCACUUUGACCUUAACGUCUCCUUUCCAAAGACUCAGGUGUGGCAAAAAACUGAGGAAUCUACACGGGUGCUGAGCCCAGAGAGCCUGCAGCACGGGACCAGCCCCUACCACGUAAUGGCCCCAUGGAAUGACAGCAGGGAGGGCGCCCCGCAGACACCGCGGCUCUCGGUGGUGACGGCCGUCACGCGGGGUUAUUUCUGGGACGGCCACAACAGCAUGUGGAAGAGCCGUGGAUGCCACGUUAGGCCACAGAGCACGGUUUUGAGGACGCAGUGUCUCUGUAACCGCCUGGCCUACUUGGGCAGCGACUUCUUCAUUGUGCCCUGGGCCAUGAACAUUAAGGACACGACCAAGCUCUUCCUUCGCGUGACCAACAACCCUGCUGGGGUGUCUUUGCUGGCCAGCCUUUUCGGAUUCUAUAUACUCACGUGUGUGUGGGCUUGGAGAAAGGAUCAAGCAGACAUGCAGAAGGUGGUUAUCACCCUUUAUGGAUCAGAGGGACAGAGUGAGCCCCAUCACCUUUGUGACCCUCAGAAGGCAGUGUUCGAGCGAGGGGAACUGGACGUCUUCCUCCUCACUACCCAGUCCUCCCUCGGGGAGUUGCACGGCCUGAGGCUCUGGCAUGACAACUCGGGGGCCAGCCCUUCUUGGCACGUAAACCAGGUCACUGUCGGUGACCUGGCAGGUGAAUGGAAAUGGUACUUCCUGUGCAACUGUUGGCUGGUGGUGGACCUUGGAGAGUGCGCGCGUGACCGGGUCGUUGUGCCAGUCUCGAAGAAAGAGCUCUUUUCCUUUAGACACCUGUUCUCAUCCCUCAUUGUAGAGAAGCUCACCCAGGACCAUCUGUGGCUCUCGGUCUUAACUUGACAUCCCUGGAACCGGUUUACGAGAGUCCAGAGACUCACUUGCUGCCUGACGUCGCUGCUGUGCAACAUGGUGGUCAAUGUUGUGUUCUGGAGGAGAGGCAGCAGCACGGCUGAGAGAGACGAGCCAGUGGGUCCGUUUCCUGUGACCUGGUCCCAGCUGCUCACCAGCGUCCAAACUGCUGUCCUCCUCUUCCCCGUCAAUCUUGUAACUGUGAUCCAGCCACACGAACCCCUGCCUCCCUUUCCUCUCAGCCAAGCCUCCUGCCUCCCAGAGGCUCCCUUUGAGCCUCUGUCUCUCACAGAGGUGGUUCAAGAAUUGAAGGAAACGGUGGGAUUCCUGCUCAGGAGAAACACCUACCUCCUCUCAGAGUGGGACCAAUCUUUAUGGGCGUCUCACAGCUUUAUCAAGAUGACGUAGCUUUUAGCCAGCCUUGUCUCUUCUCACUUGGAAGGUCACGGCUCUCCUCAGCAGGCAGGACCCCAUCCUGCAAAUGCGGUUCCUGAAAGCCACCAUCAUCUGUCCCGUUACCUGCUCGGAGUUCUGCAGCGGCUGCAGUCGCAUUUACGCGCCCCGGAUCCCACCCAGGCCGACCCGCCUUGUGACGUCCUUGAUGCCACGGACCGACUGCAAAAACUCCAGGAGCUCUCGGAAACACGUCUCCUUCCCACAGAGCAAGGCCCUCCAGGUAAGGCCACGAGUUUCCCCAUCCUGAGCCCAGAAGAGAGGAAGCCCGUGGCUCAUGGCCUGCGCCGAGGGUUGACUUACCUCUGCUGGCUCUUCCUGGGCGUCACUAGCCUGGCUGCAGACUUUUUUACUGCACUUUAUAGCUUGGAACUGACCAGAGAGCAGGCCACCAGCUGGGUUGUGUCAGUGAUGUUAUCCGUGCUUCACAACCUCGUCAUCAGCCAGCCAGUCCAGGCCAUUUUUCUCCUUCGCGGGAUUGAAUGGAGAAAGAAGCUGACCCUGUCGUUCUGUUUUCCCAGAGUUCCGCAGCAUCUUGGACAGAGCCACUGGCUUGAGCAUUGCACCAAAAGCCUCUCUGUGGAAUCUGUGGUCUUCGGUGCUAACGUGAACCUGUUCUGUGUAGUGACCCUGAUUUUGGAGUCCAACAAUGCAGGUGCGUUCUUCCCCUCACUGAGGCUGGACACUUUAACUUCCCUUCAGGCAUCAAAGAAGGACUUUGCCUGGUCUCUCAUCUUGCAAGUCAUCUAUUACCUACUAGUCUGUUACUCUGCCUUUGUACAGGGUCAUCGGCUGAAAUAACAGAGGUGGAGGUUCUUCUCUAGGAAAAGAAACAUUCUGGACGUGAGCAUAAUUCUCAUUAGCUUUGUCCUCCUGGGUCUGGACAGGAAGCGUACUUCUCUGCAUAAGAAAAACAUGGCGCAAUACGCUAUGAGCGGGACAGGUAAGACAGAGCCUGAGGAGCCCAGGUUCAUCAGCUUCUACGAGGCAGUGCAAGUAAACUCAGCCAUCGUUCACCUCAUGGGCUUCCUGGUUCUGUUGGCAACUGUUCAGCUUUGGAACCUGCUGCACCAUAACCUCAGGCUGCAGGUCUUCGGUAGAACCGGCAAAGCCUGGGACGAGGUGGUGGGCUUCUUGCUGGUCAUCUUGAUCCUGCUCACAGGCUAUGCCACUGCUUUUAACCUGCUGUUUGGAUAGAGCAUCACUGACUACCGAACUUCCUUCAGCUCAGCAGUGACUGUUGUUGGCCUUCUACUGGGAACCGCUCAUCCGGAGGAGAUUAUUGCUUUAGACCCAGUCCUGGGAUCCUUUCUGAUUCUCACCAGUGUCUUCCUGAUGCUACUUGUGAUCAUUAACCUUUUUGUUUCAAUGAUUCUCAUGGCCUUUGGUAAAGAAAGAAAAUCCCUUAAGGUAGAAGAUUGACUGAUAGAGAUGGUGCUACAGAAACUCGCCAGUUUACUAGGAAUCCAGCGACACCAGAACACUGAGCAAACAGCCAUGACAGCAAUGGGCAGUAACACAGAGGCUUUAAAAGAUGGAUUACCUGGGGUGCCUGGGUGACUCAGUCAGCUAAGUGUCUGCCUUGAGCUCAAGUCAUGAUCCCAGGGUCCUAGGAUUGAGCCCAUCUGGCUCCCUGCUAAGUGGAGAGCUCACUUCUCCCUCUCCCUACCUUUGUAGGGUACAGUUGAGAAAAUUACUGGUUUAAUAUACUGUUAAUUUUGUAAUCACUGAGGAAUCAAAAUCUCCCGUAGCAAGUUCUUGGGUUUAUGGCUGUCAGGAAAAGGUUAACAUGACAAGAGCGCUACAGGAUAAUCCAGCUCUUGCAAAAGCAAGAGACACUCACCACCAAUGUUUUCAGCGUGGCUGUGGGAAAUACGUAUGAGUCAGAGGUGAGCUCACUGCUCACCUCUGAUAUUAAAAUCAAAGAUGUAAGUGUGAGGUUUGGCUAAUGGGCAGCCCUGUCCCAGAGGACUAAGCAAGCAAACUCAAAAAUGUUACCUGGGCUUAAAUACAGAAAUAGAAACGGACUCGCUG
Mustela lutreola (European mink) is the source of this 5106-nucleotide messenger RNA. RefSeq names its product polycystin 1 like 3, transient receptor potential channel interacting (gene PKD1L3). Gene Ontology annotation, molecular function: protein binding; calcium ion binding; calcium channel activity. Gene Ontology annotation, biological process: detection of mechanical stimulus. NCBI's taxonomy places the organism in Eukaryota, Metazoa, Chordata, Mammalia, Carnivora, Mustelidae. Gene Ontology annotation, cellular component: membrane. The record is from RefSeq and is a predicted model, not a curated record.